This is a messenger RNA of Linum tenue, 1167 nucleotides long. Lineage: Eukaryota; Viridiplantae; Streptophyta; Magnoliopsida; Malpighiales; Linaceae. The record is from the annotation of a GenBank genome assembly.
AUGGGGGCCAAAAGGGUGAAGAUUGAGCUGAUAAAGAACGAGAGGAGCCGGCUGCUGACUUACAAGAAAAGGAAGGCGAGUCUGCUGAAGAAGAUCAACGAGUUCUGCAUACUCUGCGACGUCAAGGCUUGCCUUAUCAUCUUCUCCGGCAACAACGGUGCCAAAGGCGGGGAGGAGCUCGAAACAUGGGCCCCGGAGUCCUGUACCGUGGAGGACCUUAUCCAGCAGUACAGAAGCUCCGACAAGCCCAUGAAGAACUUCACCGUCACCGAUUACUUCAGAGAGAAGAAGAAAAGGCUGGAUGUCGAGCUGUCGAAGGUGAGGAAGCAGAUUUAUAAGUUGAAGUUCCCGAGCUGGGACGAAAGGCUGGACAAUUUCUCUGUGGAUCAGCUCGGAGUUGUUCUCGGUCAGCUCGAUUCGAAGCUGAAGCUUGCCGACGAGAGGAUCACGGCCUUGACAGCCGCCGAACGGGCUACUGCAGGCCUGGUUCCUCCGGUGCCGUUUAAUUUCCCUAAUCCUGUGACUCAGGAUGGGGGGUCGGUAACCGAGAGGGAGAUCGAUAAAGGGCACGCGUCAAAAUCGUUAAUUUGCUCCGAUUUCAACUCCCCUCCGCUUCCAUCAUUGUCGCAGUGGCAGAGCUCGGCUGUGGCUAAUGGCUACUCGGACAACCUGUACUCAACCAAUUCUUCGUUCUACAUUCCUGACAGGUUCAAUUACUUUGCUCCUGGAGUCGGAGAAUUCCCUCCGUACAACAAUCCCCAAUUGAUGCCAGAAUUAAGUCCGGACAAAGGAAUGAACUUUGGGAUGAUGCAGCGGUGUCAACAGAGAAAUAAUGUCUCUGUUAUGAAGCAGCCGUCGCCCAUGCCAAUGUGGCAGGAGCCUGUGAUGAACAGUAGUAAUCAUCAGGUGAUGCUGAUGCCUGUGAACGGUGGGAGUCAGUGGGUUUUCGACUCUGCUGGGAUGUUGGGAGGGAAUUCUGAUGGAGGAGGAGGGAUGGAUAUGGGGUAUAUAUCUUCUUCAGGUUUUCAGCAGAUGCAGCAUCAGUUUUCGUCUCCUGCAAUGGCUGCACAAGCAGGGUAUUCUUCUCAUCCCAUGAUGUUUCUGAACCAGUUGGACGAGAAUAAUAUUGGUGGGUUUGAAUUUGACAGGGGACACCAUAAUCUGUAG